This is a messenger RNA of Carcharodon carcharias (great white shark), 2571 nucleotides long. RefSeq names its product tubulin beta chain-like. The record is from RefSeq and is a predicted model, not a curated record. The coding region runs from base 104 to 1435 and encodes 443 amino acids. NCBI's taxonomy places the organism in Eukaryota, Metazoa, Chordata, Chondrichthyes, Lamniformes, Lamnidae. The transcript has 4 exons. Gene Ontology annotation, biological process: mitotic cell cycle; microtubule cytoskeleton organization. Gene Ontology annotation, cellular component: microtubule; cytoplasm. Gene Ontology annotation, molecular function: structural constituent of cytoskeleton; GTPase activity; GTP binding.
CGCUGCGCGACCGCAGCGGCACACUUUGCGCGUCUCGUUCUUUUGUGCUCCGUGGCGGAAGGAAGAGAGCGAGAGAGAGAAAAAAAAAAUCCUUGCAGCCAGGAUGAGAGAGAUCGUGCACCUCCAGGCCGGCCAGUGUGGCAAUCAGAUCGGGGCCAAGUUUUGGGAAGUUAUUAGUGAUGAACAUGGCAUUGAUCCCACUGGAACCUACCAUGGUGACACUGACCUGCAAUUGGAGAGAAUUAAUGUCUAUUACAAUGAAGCUUCAGGUGGCAAAUAUGUGCCUCGUGCUGUCCUUGUGGACCUGGAGCCUGGUACUAUGGACUCUGUUCGUUCUGGACCCUUUGGGCAGAUCUUCAGGCCAGAUAACUUUGUUUUUGGGCAAAGUGGUGCUGGCAACAACUGGGCCAAAGGUCACUACACGGAAGGAGCUGAACUGGUCGACUCUGUUCUGGAUGUGGUGAGGAAGGAGGCUGAGGGAUGUGAUUGCCUCCAGGGAUUUCAGCUCACCCAUUCACUGGGUGGUGGUACUGGCUCUGGCAUGGGCACACUCCUUAUUAGUAAAAUUCGUGAGGAAUACCCUGACAGAAUAAUGAAUACUUUCAGCGUUGUGCCUUCACCAAAAGUGUCAGACACUGUAGUAGAACCUUAUAAUGCAACUCUGUCUGUCCAUCAGCUUGUGGAGAACACUGAUGAGACCUUCUGUAUUGAUAAUGAGGCACUGUAUGACAUCUGUUUCCGUACCCUUAAAUUGACAACUCCCACUUAUGGUGACCUGAACCACCUUGUGUCAGCCACUAUGAGCGGUGUAACAACAUGUCUGCGUUUCCCUGGUCAGCUGAAUGCUGACCUGCGUAAACUAGCAGUGAACAUGGUCCCCUUCCCCCGUUUGCAUUUUUUCAUCCCAGGCUUUGCUCCUUUGACCAGCCGUGGUAGCCAGCAUUACCGUGCCCUCACAGUACCUGAGCUUACCCAGCAGAUGUUUGACGCAAAGAACAUGAUGGCUGCCUGUGACCCUCGCCAUGGCCGUUACCUGACCGUUGCUGCCAUUUUCCGGGGCCGCAUGUCCAUGAAAGAGGUGGAUGAGCAGAUGUUGAACGUCCAGAACAAAAACAGCAGCUAUUUUGUUGAAUGGAUUCCCAAUAAUGUCAAGACAGCUGUCUGUGACAUCCCACCUAGAGGCCUCAAGAUGUCUGCCACCUUCAUUGGCAACAGCACAGCCAUUCAGGAGCUGUUUAAACGCAUCUCUGAGCAGUUUACUGCCAUGUUCCGGAGGAAAGCUUUCUUGCAUUGGUACACUGGUGAGGGCAUGGAUGAGAUGGAGUUCACUGAGGCUGAGAGCAACAUGAAUGACCUGGUAUCUGAGUACCAGCAAUACCAGGAUGCUACAGCUGAGGAAGAGGGUGAAUUUGAGGAGGAUGAAGAGGUUGCCUAAACAGUAUUGUGGUCAGCUAAGAAUUUAUUCAUUUUGCAGAGACCUGUCUAAUGUCCUUUUCUUCCUAUACUUCACACUAUUCAUAUGUUCUGCAUUUCUAUCUUAAGCUGUAUAAAAUUUCAGUUGUAACCUCCUGGUGGUAUCUGCAGCAUUGACUUGUACAAUUGGAAUCACUGUAUACAUGCAAUACGUAUGGGUUGUAUUAGUCUUCUCCCUUGAAACUGUAGUUUUUUUUCUUGGAGGGAGGAGUCCUAGUAAGAUUUUCCCCCAGUAAGUUGCUAUCGGGUCUGCCAUAUUGGACCUGUCUUUGAGCAAAUUUAAUUGAGGUUGGAGGUUUGAUACAGAACCCCUAUAACAUUAUAGUGGUACCUGUUGUCACUAGGAUGCAGAUUGACUGCCAACCUAACUAACCUGGUCCUGCUAUGUAUAAGCAGAGCAUCUUUAAAGUAGAGACACUGGCCUGUCUCCAGAAGACUGAUUGCCUUUUCAUCGUGGAAUACAUUUCUUACAGUCUAAAUAUAAUUUUAUCCACAAUGUUGCUUUUCAUUAAAGGAGGGUAUCAUUUUUAAGACAUCCUCUAUUUCUGGCCAGAUGUUAAUCAUUGUGAAAGUGAAAAGUUGUAAAAUGUUUGUAUUUUUGAUUUAGUAUGAAUCAGUGCCACUGUAUUGACGCAGAAGAUUUCAAUUGACCUCAUUUGGUUGCUAGUGUAUUUAUUCAGUAGGGUUGCCAUUUUUUAAUGUCCAACAGUCAAAUUUAAGUGGACUGUCAAAGUUCAUCCUGUAAAUUGGGCAGAAAAUACUUUCUGAAAUCUUAUUUGCAUUUUUUCAAUGUUUUCUAUUAACAUUAUGCUCAGUAGAGCAGUCCAAUUCAGGCAGUGAACCUACCCACUGACUUGUCUGAAUUUUCUAAAGUGGCAGCCCCAGUGUUGCAAAGCAUGCUCAUUUCCACACUUCUGCAAAGGUAGACAGUGGCUUUCAGAUAUAGCUGCCAGCACUCCAGGCAGAAUGUAAACACUUCAUGUUCUGUUGGCAAUUUCAUCAAUGUCACUAUCCACAUCUGAGCUGUUUGAUUGCUAAUGUUCUGAAACCUUUGUAUGGAGAUUGCUCCUGUAAAAUAAAUCAUGUUUGACCAUUAAA